Messenger RNA from Alnus glutinosa, 2076 nucleotides. RefSeq lists its product as uncharacterized. Gene Ontology annotation, molecular function: glycosyltransferase activity. The record is from RefSeq and is a predicted model, not a curated record. The transcript is spliced from 7 exons. Lineage: Eukaryota; Viridiplantae; Streptophyta; Magnoliopsida; Fagales; Betulaceae. The coding region runs from base 358 to 1758 and encodes 466 amino acids.
CAAAACAAAUAUCGAGUCGAAACGUUUCGACGUAACAAGUGGAAACGGUCGCCUUUCCAAGAGUAAACGAAGACCUUUAAACGACUAUCGCGGUCCAAGUUCCAUCCAAUUCUGAAGAAAAGCUCUAAAGCGCUGCUAUUCGUACGGUUCCGUUCAUUCUCCCGACCAAUCGGAGUUUCAUAGUUCGAACAGCACAGUCAAUUUCAAAUCCAGCAAGACCCAAACCCGUUUUUACAAGUGUCGAAUCCACAUAGCCAAAUGUGCAAAGACCACCACGCCGAGACCCGACCUCAAGCCCUAAAAUGCUGAAGAAGCUCAUAGCGAAGCUCGCAGACCACCGAACUCUCACCCCUAGAGAUGGCGAAGCACUCGGGAACGUGGGCCGCAUCGCACUCGCGCUGGCUCCUCGCUCUCCUUAUGAUGCUCUCGGUCUCGACGUUGAUCGCCUUCUUGAUCAGACCCGCCUUCGACUCCUGCGAUCGCCGCGUGGAAGUCGUGAAAAAGCGGGUCGACUCGGCCGCGCAGACCGGGUCCGCGCCGAGUCCACUCGGUUUUAUGAAGUCCAAGCGCGUCCUGCUUGUCUCGCACGAGCUCUCUCUCUCCGGUGGACCAUUGUUGUUGAUGGAGCUGGCAUUUCUGUUAAGAAGUGUUGGUGCUGAGGUUUGUUGGAUUACAGUCCAGAAGCCUGCAGAAACAGAUGAGGUGAUAUACAGUUUGGAGCAUAAGAUGUUGGACCGGGGAGUCAAGGUCUUCUCUGCCAAGCGUCAGGAAGCUAUAGACAUAGCUCUCAGAGCUGAUUUGGUUGUUUUGAACACAGCUGUUGCUGGGAGAUGGCUUGAUGCUGUUCUCAAGGAAAAUGUUCCUCGUGUUCUUCCGAAGGUGUUGUGGUGGAUCCAUGAAAUGCGUGGACAUUACUUCAGACUGGAGUAUGUCAAGCACCUGCCUUUGGUUGCUGGUGCUAUGAUUGAUUCUCAUGUGACGGCAGAAUACUGGAAGAAUAGGACUCAUGAGCGCUUGGGGAUUAAAAUGCCUGAGACCUAUGUUGUUCACCUUGGAAAUAGCAAGGAACUCAUGGAAGUUGCUGAAGACAGUGUAGCAAAAAGGGUUUUGCGUGAACAUGUCAGAGAGUCUCUUGGAAUACGAAAUGAAGAUUUACUAGUUGCCAUCAUAAACAGUGUUUCGCGUGGAAAAGGCCAGGAUCUAUUUCUUCGUUCAUUCUAUGAAAGCUUGCAAUUGAUCCGAGAAAAGAAGUUGCAGGUGCCAACGCUGCAUGCAGUAAUUGUUGGAAGUGACAUGACUGCUCAGACCAAGUUUGAGUCAGAAUUACGUAACUUUGUAAUGCUGAAGAAAAUUCAAGAUCGAGUUCACUUUGUAAAUAAAACUCUGACUGUAGCCCCUUAUCUAGCUGCAAUUGAUGUUCUCGUUCAGAAUUCCCAGGCACGGGGAGAAUGCUUCGGUAGGAUAACCAUUGAAGCUAUGGCAUUUCAGCUGCCUGUACUGGGAACAGCAGCAGGCGGCACCACAGAGAUUGUAUUGAAUGGGACGACGGGUUUGCUGCAUCCUGUUGGGAAGGAAGGGAUUACUCCCCUUGCCAAAAACAUUGUCAAACUCGCUACUCAUGUUGAGAGGAGGCUCACAAUGGGGAAGAGAGGGUAUGAGAGGGUCAAAGAAAUCUUUUUAGAGCACCACAUGGCGCAUAGAAUUGCUGCUGUUCUGAAGGAAGUGUUGCGUAAGUCAAAGAAAAGCUCAUAUUCUUAAUGGCUCCUCCACUUUUUCAAUGCCAAAUAGAACUCCCCGUGUUUAACUUGGGAUGCAUUAAGCUAAAUUGUGAAGCUCUUUCAGUAGCAGUGGCCAAAUCUACGACCUGGUUGCCUUAUGUUAUCCAUAUUCUGGAAGGGCUGUAGAUCAUGUAUAGAUGAUAAAUUACGCUAGUAGCCUGUUCAUAUAGUUUUCAUCAGUUGUAUAGUAUGUGAAAAUUUUUUUCCUAAGGCAUCGACUCGCUAGCUUUUGGCUCUCAUGGCAAUAGGCCGAUGAUUUUAGGCAGAACUUAAUAUUACAAAAGGCUUUUCCAUAUCA